AUGCGCACGACGAAAAAACCCGAGCGUCGAAGGUGGUUUGGGGGUCAGGGCGGGCUGGGCUGGGCUGUGAAGCAAGUCAAUCGCAGAAAGAAACGAGAAGAAGGGAAGAUGGAAAACGUCGUCGUUAUAGAUGGAGGGAAUCGCCAGUCGGGAGAGGCAGAGAGACGCAGAGAGAGGCAGAGAGAGGUUUCAGUGGGACAUGUCUCAGAUAUCCGGACACUGACGACGACUCCGCGGUUGGUGGGUGCUGGGUGCUGGGGUUCUGCAACCAGUUCAGCGCUGGAAAUGCUCCUGCAGAAGAGUGGCGUGGGUGUGUGCGAGGCCUCAGCGCCCAAGCGUGAAGAUGACAUCGUUUGGGGCCAGGCUGGUGGCGGUGGAGACAGAUUCGCACGAACUACUGGGAGCCCUGGGCCGGCCAGACUGCGGCCAGCGCAUCAAAAACGCAGCUAG
Messenger RNA from Histoplasma capsulatum G186AR, 450 nucleotides. RefSeq lists its product as uncharacterized. NCBI's taxonomy places the organism in Eukaryota, Fungi, Ascomycota, Eurotiomycetes, Onygenales, Ajellomycetaceae. The record is from RefSeq and is a predicted model, not a curated record. The coding region runs from base 1 to 450 and encodes 149 amino acids. The transcript has 2 exons.